GAGGAGUCGUUCAUUUGUUUCAUCUUCUGCCUUCAUUAUUCUUGGAUGGGUACUCUUUAAUUACCAGCAAGGUGCCAACAUCAAGAUUGAUUCAGCAGUUGGCCAUACCAUGAAAUCUAAAUCCAAUUCUUCCUCCUCCUCCGGGAAAUUGAUAAUAGUAGUGGUGUUCUUGGUGGGGUUUAGUGCAUGGGCUUAUCAAGCAGCUUGUCCACCACCUCCCAAGAAGUUGGGAUCUGUAGAUAUCACAUCCCCAAGAAUAAAGCUUCGUGAUGGAAGACAUUUAUCCUAUAUAGAAUCUGGUGUUCCAAAAGAAAAGGCCAAAUCUAAAUUAAUAUACGUCCAUUGCUUCGACUGUAGCAAGUACCAUAAUCCUUUUGCCGUCUCAGCCUCACCGGCUGUUGUUGAAGAACUAGGGGUGUACAUUGUUGCCUUGGAUCGGCCUGGUUAUGGCCAGAGUGAUCCUGACCCUAAACGAACCGUUAAGAGCUUGGCGUUGGACAUCGAAGAGCUCGCCGAUCAGUUGAACCUUGGACCAAAGUUCUAUGUAGCCGGAUUCUCAAUGGGUGGCCAAGUCAUCUGGUCUUGUCUCAAGUAUAUCCCUCACAGGCUUGUCGGAGCUGUUCUUAUUUCUCCGGCGGUGAAUUACUGGUGGGAUAACAUUCCUUCGAACUUGAGGAAGGAAGCAUAUUCCGGGCAACUUGAACAAGAUCAAUGGUCUAUGAGUGUGGCUCACCACCUACCAUCGCUGACUUAUUGGUGGAAUACUCAGAAAUGGUUUCCUUCUUUUUCUGUUAUUGCCGGAUUUAGCCCUGCUAUUUAUUCUACCUCCGAUGUCCAAGUUUUAUCCAACAUGGUUGCUCGUAUGGAUCCCGAUCAGGCAAAAGUGUUUAAAUCACAAUCAAGACUGCAAGGAGAAUUUGAGUCACUUCAUCGUGACUUGAUUAUUGGAUUUGGGAAGUGGGAGUUUGAUCCAAUGGAUGUCGAAAACCCGUUUCCAAACAAUAAUGGGUCGGUUCAUAUAUGGAUGGGCGAUGGCGAUCUAAUUGUCCCCGUCACACUACAACGUUAUAUAGCCCAACAACUUGGAUGGAUCAAAUAUCAUGAGGUCGCUGGUGGUGGACACAUGAUUCCUUUUGCAGAUGGGGUGACUGAUACAAUUCUUAAAACGCUUCUUAACGUAAAACAAUAGCUUUAAUUACCAAAAGAUAAUUAAUCCCCGAAAUAAGAACAAAUUUUUGCAUAUUGUAUCGUUGGUUGUUAAUUUGAUUAUUGUUUGUUUUUAAA
This is a messenger RNA of Cynara cardunculus var. scolymus (artichoke), 1284 nucleotides long. RefSeq lists its product as uncharacterized. Bases 110 to 1189 code for a protein of 359 amino acids. The transcript has 6 exons. The record is from RefSeq and is a predicted model, not a curated record. Lineage: Eukaryota; Viridiplantae; Streptophyta; Magnoliopsida; Asterales; Asteraceae.